Messenger RNA from Tachysurus fulvidraco (yellow catfish), 1320 nucleotides. RefSeq names its product ankyrin repeat and SOCS box containing 5b (gene asb5b). Gene Ontology annotation, molecular function: protein binding. The transcript has 9 exons. The coding region runs from base 284 to 1129 and encodes 281 amino acids. The record is from RefSeq and is a predicted model, not a curated record. NCBI's taxonomy places the organism in Eukaryota, Metazoa, Chordata, Actinopteri, Siluriformes, Bagridae. Gene Ontology annotation, biological process: positive regulation of protein catabolic process; protein ubiquitination; intracellular signal transduction.
CACAUAAACAAACAUGCCUGAAGUUCCCGGCGCAGAGCGCGAGCGCUCCGGAAAUACAAACAAGAAGAGAAAGCAGGGACAUUUGGACGAAUUGUCCUCUAGAAAGAAAUCUCGUUGGGGGGUUUUAACUAGUCAGGGAGCUCAGGUUUCUAUCUGCAGUAAACUCUGAGAAUUACCAUUCUGUUGAAUAUUAAUGAGUCUCCAUUGGGGCGCACAGAAAGAACUCCUAAGUAAGGCGAAAAAUUCCCAGAAGUCCUCAGUGCUGCAGUAAAGACCAGCUGCCAUGUCGUACACGUAUCAGUGGCUAGACGUGCCAUGGGGAGACGGAGACAUGGGCUCAUGGGCAGACCGAUCUCCACUCCAUGAAGCUGCAAGCCAGGGACGCCUUCUGGCCCUGAAGACCCUGCUCUCACAGGGUUACAAUGCAAACUUGGUCACCAUUGAUCAUGUGACUCCACUGCACGAGGCGUGUUUGGGUGACCAUGUGGCAUGUGCCAGAGCUCUCAUAGAGGCCGGAGCUAACGUGAACGCUACCACCAUCGACGGAGUGACGCCUCUGUUUAACGCCUGUUCCGCCGGCAGUGCCACAUGUACGGAGGUUGUUCUGGAGCAUGGCGCUAACCCACAGCCUGAGCCGUGCCAACCUUCACCGAUCCACGAGGCCAGCAGCAAAGGAAGGACGGCGUGUGUGGAGACUCUGAUAUCAUGGGGGGCAGAUGUGGAUUACGAUAUUCCUCACUUAGGAACACCACUGUACAUCGCCUGCGCCUCCCGAGAGCUACAGUGCACACGGAAACUUCUAGAUGGAGGCGCUAACGUACAAAAGGGCCGUUUCCUGGACACGCCGCUUCACGCCGCGGCGCAGAAAGACUGCCCUGAGAUCGUCAAAGUGCUGCUGGAGUUCGGCGCCAACAUCAACGCUCGAAACGUGGAGCUACAGAGAGCAGUGGAGACAGCGCCCCCUAGCAGCCUGGCAGAAUGCUUGUUACUGCAUUAUGAAGUUACUCCACGCUCUUUGAGUGAGCUGUGCAGGUUGUGUAUCAGAGAAUAUCUCGGACGCACGAGGCUUCAUCUCAUCCCUCAGCUGAAACUGCCACCUCUGCUCCACAAAUUCCUGCAACACAGAUAGACACCUCUCUCUCUCUCUCUCUCUCUCUCUCUCUCUCUGUCUCUUUCUCUCUCUCUCUCUGUCUCUCUCUCUCUCUGUCUCUCUCUCUCUCUGUCUCUCUCUCUCUGUCUGUCUCUCUCUCUCUCUUUGUCUUGUCCUGUCUUUCUCUCUGUCUAACUGUAUUAUUGUGUCUCCGUCUCUCUUUGAAUGUG